CUUGCUGAUUUAUAACUAUAAAAUUUGGCAAGCAAUGUAACAAGUGCAAGUAAAAGUCUGAAAACAAUUUUGUUAUUGCAAAUCCUUAAAAAUGUAGUUUUAUAUUUGAAAGGGCUUGAUGUUUAAUCAAUCGCAAAUCAGACUAUACAAAACUAUCAAAUUUAUCCACUUGAUUUUAAGCCUUAAUGCAUUCUAUGUAGUGUUCAAAAUCAAUUGAGGAAAGAAACAUUGUGGCGACCUGACUUUCAGCCGUGUGUACAUAUUUCUAAAUAUAUAUUAUUCCAGAAUUACUGUCCGAUUCGCACAUGACCUAAUAUGUGUUUUCGCAGACAAAAGUUAUUCGAAGUGGUAUACAAGGCGGUGUACGGGAACUUCCGUGUGCACAUGGACCAAGUGUUGACAGAGUUAGGCUAUGUGCCCGAAGGGGAGAAAUGUGCCAACAAGCACGCUGCUAACAUAUUUUUUGGUAAUUACAUGGAACCGGAUGCCGACCCCAAGAUAUACGACCAGCACAUUAAACUCACGUUCCUCCGUGGCAGAGUGGUACGCACGCCAGUUUCAACACCGAGAUUCCAGGUCCGGAUUCUGAGACACUCCAUAAUACGGGCUUUAGCUACACAUCUUGGAAUCUGAGCAAUGUAUGUGAUGUUGUCUAAAAUUUAUUUAUUUACGUUAUUUAGGUGAUGGACCUCGACGACAUGGCAGUUAAGAUGGAGUACUACCUGGAGGAGUAUAAUGUGGUGUCUUCGUCGCCGAUGUCCCUCGUCAUGUUCCGAUACGCACUCGACCACAUAUCGCGGUGCACCAGGGUGCUACUUCAAGAUAACGAUAGAAAUAUCCCGAGUGUAUGGUCAAAACGAAUGGCGAGACGAUAUACGCAAGUUGCUCAUGAAAGCAGGAAUCAUUGGCAAACCGCUCGUGUUCCUGUUUGCCGAUAACCAGAUAAUGUAUGAAGGUAUGGUGGAAGACAUAAAUAUGCUACUGAAUACAGGUGACAUUCCUAACCUGUACGGUAUGGAUGAAAAAGUAGAAAUAUUAGACAAAAUGCAGAGUGCGGUCAGGGAGUCGCGAGUGAAAGCCAACCUGCGUAUUGUGCUGGCCAUGUCGCCCAUAGGAGACUCCUUCCGCAACCGUCUCCGUAUGUUCCCCUCACUCAUCAACUGCUGCACCAUCGACUGGUUCACAGCAUGGCCUCCAGAAGCGUUGGAGCGUGUAGCAUCCAUGUUCAUAGCUAAGAUGGAAAAUGUAGGUGACGAUCUUCGUAUUGCUUGCGUCGAAAUCUGCCAAUUGUUUCACAUGACCGUCGUCCAGCUUAGUGAUAGAUUCUAUUCAGAACAGAAGCGAAAGGUGUACGUGACACCAACUAGCUACUUGGAGCUUAUUAAAGCUUUCCAAAGUCUUUACGCUCUUAAGGUAGAUCAAAUAACGAAAGCAAGGAUCAGGUAUGAGAUAGGUCUGGAGCAAUUGGACUUCGCGGCUGGACAGGUGGCAGUGAUGCAGCAGAACUUACGUGAUCUUCAGCCACUGCUCGUGGAGACCUCUGACAAAACAGAAAAACUCAUGAUCAAGAUAGAGCAGGACACUGUUGUGGUUGAGAAACAGAAGGAGAUAGUUGGUGCUGAUGAAGCGUUAGCUAACGAAGCAGCAGCUGCAGCCCAGGCCAUCAAAGAUGAUUGUGAAUCUGAUUUGGCUGAAGCGGUGCCAGCACUCGAAGCAGCUCUUCAAGCGCUUAAUACUCUCAAGCCGGCAGAUAUCACGCUAGUCAAAUCCAUGAAAAACCCUCCUGCGGGAGUCAAGUUAGUUAUGGAAGCUGUAUGUGUCAUGAAGGGGAUCAAGGGUGACAGAAAAAUGGAUGCUAAUGGUAAACCAUUCGAGGACUACUGGGGACCUUCGCAGAAAAUGCUCGGAGACAUGAAAUUCCUGGAAAGCUUGAAGAACUACGACAAAGACAAUAUUCCUACAGCCACCAUGAAGAAAAUUAGGGACAAAUAUAUCCCCGACCGAGAGUUUGACCCUGUAGUCAUCGCAAAGGUGUCUUCGGCUUGUGAGGGUUUGUGCCGCUGGGUACGAGCCAUGGACGUUUACGAUAGAGUCAUCAAG
This is a messenger RNA of Diatraea saccharalis (sugarcane borer), 2100 nucleotides long. NCBI's taxonomy places the organism in Eukaryota, Metazoa, Arthropoda, Insecta, Lepidoptera, Crambidae. The record is from the annotation of a GenBank genome assembly.